Messenger RNA from Sinocyclocheilus anshuiensis, 848 nucleotides. RefSeq names its product U7 snRNA-associated Sm-like protein LSm10. Gene Ontology annotation, biological process: mRNA 3'-end processing by stem-loop binding and cleavage. The record is from RefSeq and is a predicted model, not a curated record. The coding region runs from base 151 to 513 and encodes 120 amino acids. NCBI's taxonomy places the organism in Eukaryota, Metazoa, Chordata, Actinopteri, Cypriniformes, Cyprinidae. Gene Ontology annotation, molecular function: histone pre-mRNA DCP binding; U7 snRNA binding. Gene Ontology annotation, cellular component: nuclear body; cytoplasmic U snRNP body. The transcript is spliced from 2 exons.
CCUACGUUUAACUCGCUAGAGGGAGCGCGAGCGAUUUCAAUCCGGAACGUCUUGAUGACGUCACUCUCCUCUGCGACAAAGCGCGGCGAAACCGUUUAGGGUGUAAACAUGAUGUUUUGUGCAUGUUAGACAACACAAAGCAAGGUGAACAUGGACGUGAGCCAUUCCAUUCGUGAACGCACCAUCGCCGAGAACAGUCUGGUGAUUCUUCUUCAGGGUCUGCAUGGCCAGGUGACCACCGUUGACCUGCGAGACGAGAGCACGGCGAGGGGACGCGUUAUUAACGUGGACGCUUUCAUGAACAUCCGGCUGGAGAAGGUUCUGUACAGGGACAGACGUGGACGUGUGUCCAGUAUGGACGACUUGUUCAUCACGGGCCGAAACGUGCGUUAUGUCCACAUCCCAGACCACAUGAACAUUAUAGAGACAAUAGAGACCCAGCUCGCCAAAAUACACCGCGUGCGAAACUUUGGAGCAAGCGGUGGACGCAAAGAAUACUCUAAGAAAAAAUAGUUUUUAUGAGAAACUCACGUUUGUCUUGCAAAUAUAUGGUUUUGUAAUGCGCAGUAUUAAUUUUCAUUAAGUAAUGCAGUCAUGGAGCAAAAUGUAAUGCAUAGUUUACUUUGAAAAUGUUGCUAGUUGGUGACUGAAAGAGCUCUGAAUAUCAUCUCUAGGAAAAGUGUGGGAAAAGUUAUUUCUGUGUACUCUAGUGGUUUGAAAAAGCAGUAAACGGUGAAAUAACCAUUGAUCGAUGAGUUCCUUAAGUUGACAUUGUGUUUGUUUAAACAACACAUCGUUUUACUUUUAAUAUUUGUUCUGUCUCUUAAUUGCAAUGUCAAUAUCUCUCA